Synchiropus splendidus (mandarinfish) is the source of this 6599-nucleotide messenger RNA. It is a transcript of the gene glra1, whose product is annotated as glycine receptor, alpha 1. Gene Ontology annotation, biological process: chemical synaptic transmission; regulation of membrane potential; signal transduction. Gene Ontology annotation, cellular component: synapse; postsynaptic membrane; plasma membrane. The record is from RefSeq and is a predicted model, not a curated record. NCBI's taxonomy places the organism in Eukaryota, Metazoa, Chordata, Actinopteri, Syngnathiformes, Callionymidae. The transcript is spliced from 11 exons. The coding region runs from base 805 to 2211 and encodes 468 amino acids. Gene Ontology annotation, molecular function: glycine binding; transmembrane signaling receptor activity; extracellularly glycine-gated chloride channel activity.
UGUGUCAGAGCCCGCGUGAGCCGACUCCACCGGCCGUGCAUGCGUGUGCGUGUGUGUGUGUGACGGAGAGAGAGAGAGCGUGUGUGUGAUGCCACGGCACAGGGACGCUCCAGCACUCGGGACGAGACGCGCUAACACACGCUCCUCCUGGAUUAAUUCCUGAGCGCGGGGAUGGAUGCGGAGCGCAGCAUCAGCAUCAGCACCGGCCGCCGGUGCGUCUCCAACUUGGCCGGAACCAGACGAUGGGAGUAGCUGAGCGCCUCUGCUGCAGAGGUUACUCCUACAACUGCUGGCCCCUGGGACACGCCGCGAGGAAGAGCAGGAGAGGAGGAAGAGAGCUGCGCUCCACGGGACUCUCGCCGUUACGCACGGAUCCACAGCGACGCGGGGAUGCGAGCGACAACCUGCUGCCUGCUUCCUUCACCUCUGCUGGAUCUUACUCCAGGGACGGAACAUGUCCCCUCGCUCCUGACUCGCGCAGACUAAUUGGGUGCCAAUUAACAACCGCCUGUGGGCUUCGACCCCCUCCCCUCUUUACCUAAAGCUGCCCCCCCUCCCCAUCUUCCUCAUCCUCCUCCUCCUCCUCAUCAAGUGGAUUUUGUAUUUUCGGAGAGCGGACACAUGGUGGAGGUCAUGAGCGUCCCGCGGUGUGGAAGCGGCGACUCGGGGAUCUGAAUCGAGCUCACCUUGGAGGUCACCCACCAACACCCCCCCUCCCCCGCCCUCCUCUUCCUUCUCCUCUUCCGAAGUUUCCUUUAAAAUAACAGACCUCAGAGCUUCAGUCCUGCCUCCAACACUGGCAACAUGAGACUCUCCAAAAUGUGCCGACUAAACGCGCUGGGGAUCUAUUUGUGGGAAACGGUAGUGUUCUUCAGCUUGGCGGCGUCGAAAGAAGCCGCGGCGAGGAAAGCCGCCUCGCCGAUGCCGCCCUCUGAGUUCUUGGACAAACUCAUGGGCAAAGUCUCGGGCUACGACGCCAGAAUUCGACCGAACUUUAAAGUGUUCAACAAAGACCCCAAAGGCUCCAAAAAUGAGGCUACUCACAAGAAAGGUCCGCCUGUAAACGUAACCUGCAACAUUUUUAUCAACAGUUUUGGGUCCAUUGCUGAGACAACAAUGGACUACAGAGUGAACAUCUUCUUGAGACAGCAGUGGAACGACCCCCGGCUGGCCUACAGCGAGUACCCCGACGACUCGCUGGACCUGGACCCCUCUAUGUUGGACUCAAUCUGGAAACCUGAUUUGUUCUUCGCCAACGAGAAGGGCGCCAAUUUCCACGAGGUCACCACUGACAACAAGCUGCUACGCAUUUCCAAAAACGGCAAUGUGCUUUACAGCAUACGAAUAACACUGGUCCUGGCUUGUCCCAUGGAUCUGAAGAACUUCCCCAUGGACGUCCAGACCUGCAUAAUGCAGCUAGAGAGCUUCGGCUACACCAUGAACGACCUCAUAUUCGAGUGGGACGAGAAGGGGGCCGUGCAGGUCGCCGACGGAUUGACGUUACCUCAGUUCAUCCUCAAGGAGGAGAAGGACCUGCGCUACUGCACCAAACAUUACAACACCGGCAAGUUCACCUGCAUCGAGGCUCGGUUCCACCUGGAGCGUCAGAUGGGCUACUACCUGAUCCAGAUGUAUAUCCCGUCUCUGCUCAUCGUCAUCCUCUCCUGGGUCUCCUUCUGGAUCAACAUGGACGCCGCGCCGGCCCGAGUGGGUCUGGGCAUCACCACUGUGCUGACCAUGACCACGCAGAGCUCCGGUUCCAGAGCCUCGCUGCCCAAGGUGUCCUACGUGAAAGCCAUCGACAUCUGGAUGGCCGUGUGUCUGCUGUUCGUCUUCUCAGCCCUGCUGGAGUAUGCCGCCGUCAACUUCAUCGCCCGCCAACACAAGGAGCUGCUGCGCUUUCGGCGGAGGCGACGACACAUGAAGGAGGAUGAGACGGGCGAGGGCCGCUUCAGCUUCCCAGGCUACGGCAUGGGCCCCGCCUGCCUGCAGGCCAAGGACGGCAUGGCCAUCAAGGGCAACAACAACAACGCCCCAGCGUCGGCCGCGCCAGAGAAGAGCAUCGAGGAGAUGAAGAAGCUCUUCAUCAGCCGGGCCAAACGCAUCGACACUGUGUCCCGUGUGGCGUUCCCGCUCGUCUUCCUCAUUUUUAACAUUUUCUACUGGAUCAUUUACAAGAUCAUCCGCAGCGAGGACAUCCACAAGCAGUAGUCCAACAAAAUAACUCGCCGCCUCUUUUUCACCACCCGACUUGUCAUUGCAAUGAGGGACAUUUGUGGCCCCUCCCACCUGAAGACUUCAACGCUUUUCUUUGCCUUUACCCUACGACCGAGUCUCAUCCGUCUCUUUAAGCCUCCCGAUUAGUCCGGACCAGUGCAAUAGCAAUGCAGUAAAAUGCAUGAAAUAUGAAUGUGGCAAUAUAUUUAAGAAAAGAUUUGAAAAAACAGACUUGCAGGCGCAACAAACUGCGAGGAAGAGGACGAGCGAGGAGACUUCUCUUUGAUUUUGGGAUUAUUUUUAUGCGCAAGGAUGGAUCUAUUAUUCUAUAUGACAAAGCGAUGUUUGGACAGAGAGCGGGAGAUGUAAUAUAUAUAUUUAUCAAACAUGAUUUUCAAAGGGAAAAAGUGAGUUUUCUUUAAAAAAAACAAAACAGGAAGAAGGAGUAGUGCUUCCAUUCAACACACGAUGCAAGGAUCAUGGACUUUAUGUAUAUGAAUAUAGAAAUUGCUUCAAAUGUGUAUUGCCGGCACUCGCUUUCCCUCCUCUCCCCCCGCCGUCGACACCCCCCGAAUCCCGACCUGCUGCCGCUGUCAAUCACGCAAGAAGAAAACAGCGCUGGACGACGGAGAAAACAAGAACAUUUCUGUGUGAGCUCAACGUUUACCUCUUUGGUUUGUUUCAUGCAUUUGUUUCUUCAUUCAUGUGCCAAACAAACUGGUGUCUGUGCACCUUCCUCCCUCUAGAGGACAUUUUGAUGUCAAUCUGUGACAAACUUUUCUUUUCUCGAGCAGAUCCUGGACAGUGUUGAGAAAAAAAACAAAAAAAAAAAACACCCUACGUUUGCUUUUCCUCGUUGUGCUCAUCAGGACUGAGAACAUUGUUUACAUCUUAUUAGUGCUUCCUUGCUUUGACCCCGCCUUAAUGUGACUCCCUCUUCCCGCCCCCUUCACCUGAGCGGGCCUACGUAGUGGAUAUACAGAUUAUAACACCUUUUGUACCUUAAUUAACUGUCGUCUCAUCUCAUCCACACGCACCGAUGUAGCGGAACACGUCAUGAAAUACACCAGGAUGUCAUCGCAAAAGCUGGGAAAGCUUACGCUUAUUAACAGUUUUGUUUUGUACUUUGCUUCUCUAUGCAACGAUCCGUAUAUGCAAUUGUGUUCUCCACUUUUCUGCACCGCUAGCUGGCAGGCGCCAUUUCAAACAAUUCACUCAUGACUGAUGAGGCAAAGCUGGAAGCAAAUCGAAUUGUUUUAAGUGAAGAACAUGGACGGGGUUCGACUGUGUUAGCAGCAGUUGAUGGCUACAAUCUGUUCAGUGACAACAAAGAUGCUAUAGUCUGUAAGCCGAGAAGCUAAUGUCGUGCUUAACAAAAAUCCCUCAGUAAAAUAGGUAGUGACACUUUAACAUAGUUAAGCAACCCAAUCUGUAACAAAUUUAGGUGAGAAAAAGCCAAAAGUUUUGGAGGGAAAUCCUGGUCACAUGACGAGCCACAUAUCUCCAGGUUUGUUCACAACUUGCAUAGCGUUCCUUUAACAUCCGAAACAAUGAAAGUAAUUCACAUGACACACCAUGUGGGACUAACAUGCAAUAUUGACGACUCGUUGUUUUUGUAGGUGGCUAGCUUAGCAAGCAUAUUUUAGCACAGCUGCUUAUUUUUGUGCUGCGUCGGUGUCGUUCAUGUGACCAGUGGUCUGCAAACAUUGAUACAAUGUGAUCAAAUUGAGGAACAAUUCGCCAAACGUAUGUCAUUUAGCUAAAAAGCUAAAAGGAAUUCAGAAUAAAAACCCAGCCUAGUCACGUGAAAAACAUCAUCCAGAGCACUUGAGUGCUACAUAAAGUGGAGAUGUAACAAAGCAGAGUCCAUUGAUUUCUCUUGGCUGAGGCGUGCUAACUGGGUGCGAAUGCUGCGUUCUACGAGUGCUCAGAGGUCGUAAGAGUUUGAGCUCACGCGAGUUAGAAACCAAGAAGCUGCUCAAACAACACUAAAGUACACAGUUUGUUAAAUGCAUGUUUCAAUUUAAGUCGGAUCGGGACUCGAUAAGACACAAGUCAAGGUCAAUCACAUGAUCCAACACUUGAAAUAAGAUCAAGGCCAAGGCCAAAAAUAAAGUGUAUUUACUCGAAACACAAUUCAAAAUCAGUCUAUUUCAAUUGCUAAAGGCUAAAUUAAGCAUGUCUGAAUUCGGAAUGAAAAACACCUUCACCGCUGGCUCACCCUGGUCUUUCUUCUUGAAGCACAAACAUCUGCUCACAAUCUUUCAUGGCUUCUUUCUGAAUCAAUUGGCAACGCUUCCUGUUCAAUGUUGACAUCUAUUAUCACUAACUGAACAAUGUACACCAUCAUCUUGUUUGUUAAAGACUUCAAAUGAGUUUCUCAUUUUGAGCUGGCCACUUCAAAUGACUAGGUGGGCCCCCGAAUAUGACACACCCUCGGCAAAACAUCACCUUUAAUUUCAUAUAUCGCUGUUGCGGGAACGGACCGUGGCACAACAUCCUCUCCGAACUUCUGAGCACGAUGGGAACGCACCAUUUACCAGGAAGUGAAUAAACGACUGACAAGUAAACGUUUCCAUUUGUGGCACAACAACCGUCAACGUCGGCUCUAUUCUUGUUUCACGACUCGACGUGUGAGAUCUGAAGGGCUAUGCCACAUUUUCUGAUUUAUUUGAUGAGAAGCUUAGACAUGUGAUGCAUUUUAGUCACACAUCUUUGAGAAUAUUGUUGAUUUGGCUUUCAUUCGAUAGCGACAUGAGUGAACUCAUUUUGUCUCAUUGGCAUCACCAGCUAUUGUAAUCCAACCAACAAGGUUUGUUAUCGGAGGUGUGCGAGACGAUGCUGCUACUGGCAUCCGAUCAAAAUGUUUCUUGAAAAGCUCAGCGUCGACUCAACAACAAAUACAAAUGCGUCAAAAGACGCCGUUUGAGAGGAACCAAAAAGUGUUUUACAACAAAACCAAUUCAUGUCCAAGGUAAAAUAUUAAAUGCUAUUUGUUUAUAAUUAAUAGAAUCCUACAGUGUGAUAUAUAGUUCAAAUAUUUAUUCAUGUUUCAAUGUAUUUUUUUUGUACAAAAUAAUAUUUAAAUAUUUGUUUAUUAAUGAUUCACUUAAAGGUUAGGUAGAAUAUAUUAAUAUUUCAAUUAUGCCAGGGAAACUAUUUUUAUUUCAUUGAUUUAAAAUAAAAUCAAGAUUGUGUUUUUAAAAAUAAACAAGAUGAGAAUAAAUAUUUAAAUAGAAAUGGUGUGAAGGGCAAGAGAGUCAACAGUAAUAUUCAUUGUGAUUUUUACGUCACUUUCUUCUCAAUUAAAUAUGAAAUAAGGUCAAGUUUAAAUAUGAAUUAAAAGGUGCACAGUUCCGUCACGAAAUCAUGCAGUUAAAAUGUUACUUGUCACGAUGAGGAUAAACUGGAGUGUAAUGUGAAUCUGGUGGACGACUAGUGAGCCAUGUUUCUAUUCCGCACUUCCGUGUCUGCAGCAUGUUUUAAUCACCACACACUGUUUUAACCGACAGGAGCAACUUUGGACACGAGCAACAGCGCCAUCUAGUGUUGACUACUACGUGCCAUUCAGUUCUGUGUAUUUUAUACGUCUUUUUUGUGCCAUACAGGGUUGAAUAUGCAAAUAAAAAAAAAGGACCUAACGCAUAUCAUGCAUUCAUUCAACCACUCGUCGUCACUGUUGGGGAGGGAGUCGGGGCCCUGGCUGCGAGAGAGGGUUCGUGUUGUGUUCCGAAGACUUGUGUUUGGGUUUAACCGUAGCAUGGUUCAUUUAAAUGAAUUACAUCAGAGGUUUGGUUCUUGUGUGUACUUGUACAAUCCUGCAAUGGGGGAGGGGGGGAGGAUCCCAAAACUGCUGUGAAUUAAAGGAGUUAUGAAUUAUUUUUUUCUUUGCACAAGCUGGAAUGGCCUUAACUUUUGUUUUCUUUUUAAGCUUUGAUCGUGUGAUGGCACAAAGUGCACCGUUUCAUUUGCAAAAAUGCUCAUUAUAAUCUGACAACAAAGCAGGAUAAAGUGAAAAAAAGAAAAAAAAGGCGAAUCCUUUUUUAUUUUCAUUAAUCUGAGAAACAAUAUUUUGCAUGAAUAUAAACACAAUGGCAGAUAUUUUGGCUUGUACAAAAAAAUGUGAAGCAAUUUGAUGAAAAAAAAAAAAAAGAAUGUACCAUUUCUGCUUUAUCUGUAUAUAUCUAAAUAUUUAUUGAAAUGUGUCAUACUACUAAUUCUAUUAACCAUUGAAGGUUUUCUGAACAAAAAUCUUUUUGAACAUUGUCAAAGGUUGUUGGAGUUGGAUCUUCUGCUUUCUGUUCCUCGACUCAAGGAUCUGUGUAACCAAGAAAAGUUAUUAAAAAUUGCAAAUAAAUCCUCGCAGUGGGGUUGGAUUCAUU